GCUCUCACACACACACAUACAUGUCUCUCUGUCACACGCACACACAUGCACACACACACACACCUCUCUCUCACACACACACACGCACAUACACAUACAUGUCUCUCUCACACACACAUACGUCUCUCACACACAUACACACUCACGCACACGCACACACACACUCACACCCACAUGUGUUGUGUAACUGCACGUUGUGUUCUGCUGACACACCUGUGCAUGGGUGGCCAGAUCUGGAGCAGGUAUGCAGUGGCCAGGUGCUUCUCGUGUGGGAGUGGGGAGGGGCUUUGGCUAAUGGCUCUCUCUCCUGCAGGUGUGGUGGAGACAGACGGGCCUCUGAAAUACGAGGGGACGUUUGGGAACACAGUGUCGGGGAAGCUGGAGGGGGGGGUGGGACAGAUGAACGUGAACUUGGAGGGGAAGGGCAUGUGUAAUCUGCAGUUCUCCUUUGGGAACCUGAAGAAGCAGAAAGUGGACAUUUGUAAACUGCUGGAGGCCUCCAGAGAUAGGAUGCUGAACCUGAAGCAUGGGCUGCUGCGGCAGGUGCAGGGGCGGGGCCGGGGGCGGGGCCAGGGGCGGGGCCGACAGGCGGUGCUGACCGUGCUGAAGGAGCGGAUCGUCUCCACCCAGUCCUGCUCCAUCUCCCAGCAGGUGCAGGGUCUGGGCAGCUGCUCCGCCAUGCUGUCCCUCAUCGCACCCACAAACGUAAAGGUGAGUGUGCAGGAGAAUGGCAGCCUGCAGAAGGACUGCAGCAUCUCCCUGGAGAUCCCAGAGGGCACCGUCCUCGCCUACAGCGUGAUGGAGCUGCACGUGCAUCCCGAUGGCCAAUACGAGCUCUGUUUGCAGCCGGACACUCUAGGGGGGUGUGAGGUGGAUGGGCCGAUCAGGGGGAGUGAAGAAGAGUGGGGGCCGAAAGACGGGGAACAGCCAAUCAGCAUCUUGCAGAAAGAACUCUCCGCACUGCAGGCUCAUUUCCAGUGCCUAGCAACCCUCCCUGCCCCGACCCGGUCCAGUCUGUUCCGGAACCUUCAGCAGGUUCUGCAUGACCGACCCGCAGUCAGUGUGCUUCAGAACGCGGUGGAGGAGCUGAUGGAGGGAGGUCCCUGCUCUUUGAAAGAGCUGGAGGAGUUGACUCCCUGUCAGCAGCAGUGGGCCAGAGGGGUGUUGGACCUGCUUCAGAACGCCCCGCCCCCAAGCCCUGCCCUCCUCACCUCCGUACACCUGCUGCUCAGCGCUGUGGAGGAGAUGAGUGAUGCUGGUCUGGUUCACCUGAGUACCUGCUGUUCUCCUACUGUGCUGAAGUCCCUGCAGGACCUGGUGAAUGGUGGCAUGGUGAACGGGGAGUCGGCCCUGGCUGAUGAGGGGGUGUGUCAGAGGGCGGAGCUGCUCUUCUCCUCCUCCAAUAUGGUGCUGAAGAUGGGCAGGCUGGAGGUGGAGUCAGGAGCCCAGCCGGGGCUCCGCCCCCUCUUCUUGUGCAUCGCCGUGCAAGGCCUGGCCACUCUGUGUACCGGGCUUUAGAGAGAGAGAGAGAGUGUGUGUGUGUGUAUGUGCGUGUGUGUGCGUGUGUGUGUGUGUGUAUGUGUGUGUAUGUGUGUCUGUCAGUGCCUGUGUGUGUGUGCGUGUGUGAGAGUGUGUGAGUGCAUGUCGUCUACGUGUGUGUGGGGCUGUGUGUUUGUACGUGUGAGUGUGAUAACCUCAUAAAUAACCUUAUUAUAUCAUUUUUGCAUGACGGAUAUGACAUAUGAGAAGAAUGUUUUUAACUCUUUUGUACUUUUUUCUGAAAAUGAUCAUUCAUACAGUAAUGUUGCAACACAUUGUCUAAUCAUGUUUUAUUGCACUUAUAGAAAUGAUAUGAUUAGAGCUCAGAACAAUUUGAAUCCAAGUCUGACUCUGCUAUUUGAAGAAGGUUUCUAUUAGAAUUAUGGUUUUUAAAUGUAUGUUGUUCUCAGUAAUGUGUCAUGAAUUUAAAUGAGAAAAUUAGAAAACAAAAAAUCUGCCUCUCAAGAAGCACUUUUCAUAAAUAUAUAUUUAUUUUAUCCAAUUUCUGUUUCUUUAUUCAGAUGCAUAGCUGCUAUACGGUAUAUACCAGUGCUAAAAGCUGACAGAAUAUCUGAAUUCUCAUUUAAAUUCUUGACGCAUGUAUAUAUUUUUAUAUUUUUUUAUAUUUAAAGCAAAGUUUAUAGCAGUUUUUACACUCGAUGUGUGCACUGUUCAUAUUUACCGUUUGCUGUCAGUCUUAAAUGUCUUUUAAACGGCUGUCCUGUGAAAAUGUCAUCUUAAUUUAAAUAUUGUUCUCGUGCGACUGGCACCCCAGAAAAUGCCACGUUUGGUGUCCUAAAAACACACACCGGAGAGGACCUGUCUUUUGGAUGCUAAACAAAAAUAUGAAAUGCAUUGACUGAUAUUCCUGUGCUUCCUUAAAAAUGUUUUUAAAAACACUGAGACAGUUGUCGGUUGAGGUGUACUUAUGCAAAACGUUAAGUUUUUAUUUUUUUAAAGUUAAGAUCCAGGACCUUUUUUCUCUUUUCAAUGCACAGAAUAUCUUUAAAACCUCCCUCUAGGCUCUGUCGAGGUAUACCAAAUCAACGGGCCUCAUCUGCUCUAUGAAUGUGAAGGGGAUGUACUCAAAGCCACCGACUCCGUUAAACUUGUAGGCCAACUUUUGUGAAGUUUUUACGGUUUAAAAUAUAUAUAUAUAUUUUAUUUUUUUAUUUUUUUUAACGAAAUGCAUGUAUUUAAAGAACAUAUGCACAAUUAAGCUGCCAUGACAAUUUCAAUAUUAUUUACACAUUAUUUACAUGUAUGAAUAUUAAUGUAUGCAUGUACUAAAUAUAUGCUGUCUGAAUUAAAAACGGUUUGACCACA
Anguilla rostrata (American eel) is the source of this 2865-nucleotide messenger RNA. RefSeq names its product gasdermin-E-like. The coding region runs from base 46 to 1518 and encodes 490 amino acids. NCBI's taxonomy places the organism in Eukaryota, Metazoa, Chordata, Actinopteri, Anguilliformes, Anguillidae. The record is from RefSeq and is a predicted model, not a curated record. The transcript is spliced from 8 exons. Gene Ontology annotation, cellular component: cytoplasm. Gene Ontology annotation, biological process: programmed cell death.